GAUGUGCAAGAGAAUGGAGCAGAAGGACAACCUUGCAGGACACUUUUGGAAGGGGUCUCAUGCAAACAGGAGGAAGACAAGAGUACCAAAAUGGAAGCAAACAGGAAAAGGAGGAAUGAAAUCCCUGCUUCUGACGUCUCUGAGCCUGUAGUCCAAAAACCAGAGAAUGGAAAGGAAGGGAGUCAAUGCCUUGUCUGUGGGAAAAGCUUCAGUAGCAAGUCAGGCCUUAACCUUCAUAAGAGAACUCACACAGGGGAGAAACCGUAUAAGUGCUUAGAGUGUGGAAAAAGCUUUGGUCAGAGUGCACACCUUACAUUACACCAAAGAAUCCACACGGGAGAGAGACCGUAUAAAUGCCUGGAGUGUGGAAAGAGCUUCAGGCAGAAGAUAACUCUUACUUUUCACCAAGGGUCUCACACAGGAGAGAAGCCAUUUAACUGCUUGGAGUGUGGAAAAACCUACAGCCGAAAGUCAUACCUGACUAGACAUCAACGAAGAAUACACACAGGGGAGAAACCCUUUAAAUGGGUUGAGUGUAGAAAGAGCUUCAGUCAGAGCUCAAGCCUUAUGAGACACCAAAGAAUUCACACUGGGGAGAAGCUAUUUAAAUGCGUCAAAUGUGGAAAGAGCUUCAGCCAAAGCUUGCAUCUUGUGGCACACCAAAGAAUUCACACAAGGGAGAAGAACACAUUUAAAUGCUCAGAACGUGGAAAGAGCUUUGGUCAGAGUUCAAAUCUUACAUCACACCAAAGAAUCCAUACAGGGGAGAAACCCUUUAAAUGCUUGGAGUGUAGAAAGAGCUUCAGUCAAAGCUGGCAGCUUAUGAGACACCAAAGGAUUCACACAGGGGAGAAACCCUUUCAGUGCUCGAAAUGUGGUAAGAACUUCAGUCAGAAUUCAAAUCUUAUAGCACACCAAAGAAUUCAUACAGGGGAGAAACCCUUUAAAUGCUUGGCAUGUGGGAAGAGCUUUGGUCAAAGUCCACAGCUUAUGAGACACCAAAGAAUCCACACAGGGGAAAAACCCUUUAAAUGCUUGGAGUGUGGGAAGAGCUUCAGCCAGAGUUCACGUCUUGUGGCACAUCGAAGGAUUCAUACAGGGGAAAAACCCUUUAAAUGCUUGGAAUGUGGGAAGAGCUUCAAUCAAAGCUCACAGCUUAUGAGGCACCAAAUAAUUCACACGGAGGAGAAACCGUUUAAAUGCUUGGAGUGUGGAAGGAGCUUCAGUCAUAGCUGGCGCCUGGCAGCACAUCAGAGAAUUCACACAAAGGGGAACUCAUUUGAUUUCUCAGAAUGUGGAAAGAAGCAUUGGAGGAGAGAUCGCCUUAAUUCAUAUGAAAGCAAAUGUCUCACAGCAGGCAGUGGGAAGAUCACCUGGUCACCAUACAGGGCGAUCGAGGCUCCUUCCGUGCCAAAACCAGGCCUGAAACGGAUCCGGAGAAUCAGACUCAUCUGGGAGCGCCUGGAGUUGAUUGGCACCCCGCGCCCGGCUCAGGGACCUUGCCCGGCGGGCACAGGGCUUGCACCUCGGCGGCAUAGCCUGGGUGCAGACAGGAUCCUUUUGCAAAUUGCACGCCACUGCCCAGACAACGCGGCUGCACGCGAUGAGCCGAGGGCCGGCGGCGGCGUCUGCGUCCGCGAACGGGGAGCUAAGCCCGAGGGGGUGCAAAGGGGCGGCGAGCUUUGCUGCUCGGGCUUCCACGGGAACUGGGCUCCUACUGGCUUUGCCAUAAUGCAGAAUCUGACCAAGGAGGAAGGCGAUCCUUUGGUCCUCUGGGAGGCUGCCUUGGAGCACAGCACAGAGGUGGAAGAACAGGAUUUAGCUGCCCUUAAGAUUGGAACAUCCUCUGGUUACAUUCAGGUUGGGAGCACUGGAAGAUUCUGGGAAAGGACAGGGCAGAGGAUCUGGGAAAUGGGCGCCCCCAGCCCUGAUGUGCAACACCGGCACUUCCGGCAGUUGUGCUACCAGGAGGCCAAGGGUCCUCGAGAGGUUUGCAGCCGCCUCCACAAACUCUGCCGUCAGUGGCUGAAGCCGGAGGGACACACGAAAGCUCAGAUGCUGGACUUGGUGAUCCUGGAGCAGUUCCUGGCUGUCCUUCCCUCGGAGAUGGAGAACUGGGUCAGAGAGUGUGGGCCGGAAACGAGUUUCCAGGCAGUGGCCCUGGCUGAAGGUUUCCUUCUGAGCCAGGCAGAGGACAAGAAGCAGGAAGGGCAGCAGGACUUGGCCACCCCAGUGACCUGGGCAGUUGCCUCCCCAAGGCGGGUGAAAGAGGAAAGAGAUCCUUCUGCUGCCACGGAGCCUCUCUCGGAGCAUGAACUGAAGAAGGAAGAGAAAGACCCGGCUGUCCUGGAAGCAGGAAAAGUCUCCGCUCCCGUUGUGGCCUGGAGCAGUGGAGGAUUCUGGGAAAAACAAAUGGAGAAGGCCAUGGGGACAGACUUCCUCAGCUCCGGGAUGCGCUUCAGAGGCUUGUGCCAGCAGGAGUUCAGAGGGGCCCAAGAGGUUUGCAGUCGACUCCAUGGUCUCUGCCGGCUGUGGCUGAAGCCGGAGCAACACACGAAGUCCCAAAUCCUGGACCUGGUGAUCUUAGAGCAGUUCCUGGCUGUCCUUCCCCCGGAGGUGGAGAGCUGGGUGAGGGAAUGUGGUGCAGAGACCAGUUCCCAGGCGGUGGCCCUGGCCGAAGGCUUCCUCCUAAGUCAGGCAGCAGACAAGAAGCAGGAAGAGCCAGUGGGCCAGUUUGCCAGAGAGGCUGUUUUGGCAGAGACGGCUCCAUCAGAAACCAGGCGAAGCCCAGCAUCUGGGCAGUUCAUGCAGGAGGGUGACAACUGGGCUUCCUCACCGGGAGAUGGACGGAGGAUGCAAGAAACAGGUUUGCACAGUGCAGGUUCUGUGAGGACAGAUCAGGUCACCUUCCAGGAGUUGGCUGUCUGUUUCACCAAGGAGGAAUGGGCUCUCCUGGAUCUGGACCAAAGAGCCCUGUACAGAGAAGUCACCGAGGAGAUCUGUGGCAUCCUGGCCUCUCUGAGAGGCACUGGGUGUGACUGGGAGAAAGAAGGAGAAACAUGUGCGACAUCGCUGAAAGCGACCAGGGGUGAAGAAUGCAAGACAAGAACCGAAGCAAAAGAGAAAAGGGGGAAUGAAGUCUCUACUUCCCAGGCUGAUGAGCCCAUUGAAAUCCCAAUUCAAGGAAUUUCAAUAUACAGCGACAAGGAGAAAAGCAACUGCCUUCUAUUUGGGCAUGACCUGAAUUGUAAAUCAGAUUAUGUUCUUAAUGUGGGAAUGCCCACAGUGGAGAAAUCUUUCAAAUGCUGUGAGUGUGGAAAAACAUUCGCACAGAGGAAGUACUUCAUUUCCCAUCAAAGAAUUCACACUGGAAAGAACCCAUUUAAAUGCUUGGAGUGUGGAAAGAACUUCAGUUGGAGCUCACACCUUAAGACACACCAAAGAAUCCACACCAGGGAGAAACCCUUUAAAUGCCAGGAGUGUGGAAGAAGCUUCAGUCAUAGUGCAAGCCUUAUGUCACACCAAAGAAUUCACACAGAGGAGAAACCAUUCCAUUGCUCAGAGUGUGGAAGGAGCUUCCAUCAGAGCUCACAACUUAUUUCACACCAAAAAAAUCACACAAGGAAGAAACCGUUUAAAUGCUUGGACUGUGGAAAGAGCUUUAGUUGGAACUCAUACCUUAUUUCACACCAAAGAAUGCACACAGGGGAGAAACCCUUUAAAUGCUUGGACUGUGGAAAGAGCUUUAGUUGGAACUCAUGCCUUAUUUCACACCAAAGAAUUCACACAGGGGAAAAACCUUUCAAAUGCUUGGAGUGUGGAAGAAGCUUCAGUCAGAGUUCAAAACUUGCUGCACACCAAAGAAUUCACACCAAGGAGGAUGCAUUUAAAUGCUCUGAGUGUGGAAAAAGCUAUAGGAGGAAUGGUUUCCUUAUUUUGCACCAAAAAAAAUGUCACACAGCAGGCAGGGAUCAUGUCCUCCACCGAGAAUGGCGGCUUAGGCCCAUCGCUCCUCGCCCGGUAAUCCUUGCAGCAGAAACUGGCCAAAGAGGAGAGCGUGGCAGGAACAACACAAAAAUGGAAGAGCAGGAUUUCGCUGGCGUGGAAGUAGGAAAGCGCUCCCAUCAUAUUCAAGUGGGGAGCACUGGGGAAUUCGUGGAAAGCGCGGUGCAGAGGCAGCAGCACGAGGGCAGCCCCAGCCCUGAUGUGCAACACCGGCACUUCCGGCAGUUGUGCUACCAGGAGGCCGAGGGGCCUCGAGAGGUUUGCAGCCGCCUCCACAAACUCUGCCGUCAGUGGCUGAAGCCGGAGCGACACACGAAAGCUCAGAUGCUGGACCUGGUGAUCCUGGAGCAGUUCCUGGCUGUCCUUCCCUCGGAGAUGGAGAACUGGGUCAGAGAGUGUGGGCCGGAGACGAGUUUCCAGGCGGUGGCCCUGGCUGAAGGUUUCCUCCUGAGCCAGGCAGAGGACAAGAAGCAGGAAGGGCAGCAGGACCUGUUUGCCAAAGAGGCCACUGUUAGCCCAGAGGCAGAGAUGGCUGCAUCCAGCAUCCAUCAGAGGCCAGUGUCUGGGUGGAUCAUGCGGGAAACUAAUAGAAAGGCCAUGUCACUAGGAGAUGAACUGAGUGUGCAGGAAACAUGUGCCGGCUCACCUUUUCCUUGUGAUGCUCUUGGAGCAGCUUAUGGGAGAUGGGACCAGGUGGACUUUGAGGAGGUGGCCGUGUAUUUCACAAAUGCGGAAUGGGCUCUGCUGGAUCCAGACCAAAGAUCCCUGCACAGAGAAGUCAUGGAGGCUUCGGCCAAGAUCGUGGCUUCUCUUGGCAGGGAUGGAUUAGACGAUGAGGAUCAAGGAGAACCAAGCCAGGGAUCACAGGAACAAGCUGGAUAUGAGCGCGAGGAAAAGCUGAGAGCAAAGGCCGAAGUGAAAGAGAAAGUGAGAAACGACACUUGCAUUUCUCAGGAUGGCAACAACUCUGAAAACCCAGCAGAAGAAAGACUACACAAAGUGAGGGAAAGGAGUCAGUGCCUUGUGUGUGGGAAAACUUUCAGUUUUAAAUCAGGCCCCAGUCCUCAUAAACAGACUUAUACAGGAGAGAAACCAUAUAAAUGCUGUGGCUGUAGAAAGGCUUUCAGUCUUAGAACAUACCUCAGUUCUCGUGAGAGAAGCCACGCAAGGGAGAAAAUAUUUAAAUGUUCAGAGUGUGGUAAAAGCUUCAAUCAGAUAGCAAACCUUAUGGCACACCAAAGAAUUCACACAGGGGAGAAACCAUUUCAGUGCUUCAUGUGUGGAAAGAGCUGCAGUCGGCGCUCAGAUCUUAUUUCACACCAAAAAAAUCACACAGGGGAGAAACCCUUUAAAUGUUUGGAGUGUGGAAGUAGCUUCAAUCGGAGCUCUAACCUUAUGGCACACCAAAGAAUACACACUGGGGAGAAACCAUUUCAGUGCUUGGAGUGUGGAAAGAGCUUCAGACAGAGCUCGCACCUUAUGAGACACCAAAGAAGUCAUGCGGGGGAGAAACCAUUUAAAUGCUUGGAGUGUGGAAAGACCUACAGCCGGCGCUCAGACCUGAUGGCACACCAAAGAAUACACACAGGAGAGAAACCAUUUCAGUGCUUGGUGUGUGGAAAGCACUUCAGACAGAGCUCGCACCUUAUGAGACAUGAAAGAAGUCACACCGGGGAGAAACCAUUUAAGUGUGUGGAAUGUGGAAAAAGCUACAGCCGGCGCUCAGACCUGAUGGCACACCAAAAAAAUCACACGGGGGAAAACCCAUUUAAGUGUUUGGAGUGUGGACGGAGCUUCAGUUGGAGCUCCCAGCUUAAGACACAUGAAAGAAUUCACACAGAGGAGAAACCAUUUAAAUGCUUGGAGUGUGGCAAGAGCUUCAACCAGAGUGCCAACCUUGUGACACACCAAAGAAUCCACACAGGGGAGAAACCCUUUAAAUGCUUGGAGUGCGGAAGGACUUUCAGCUGGAGCUCACAACUUAAGACCCACCAGAAAAGUCACACAAGAGAGAAGCCCUUUAAAUGCCUGGAAUGUGGAAAGGGCUUCAAUCGGAGCUCCCACCUCAUGUCACAUCAAAAAAACCACACAGGAGAAAAGGCAUUUAAAUGUUUGGAGUGUGGAAGGAGCUUCAAUUGGAGCUCAAAUCUUAUGUCACACCUAAGAAGCCACACGGGAGAGAAACCAUUUCAGUGCUUGGAUUGUGGGAAAAGCUUCAGUCGGCGUUCACACCUUGUUUCACACAAAAGAAGUCACACGGGGGAGAAACCAUUUAAAUGCUUGGAGUGUGGAAAGAGCUAUAGGAAGAAAGAUUCUCUUAUUUCACAUCAGAAAGUUCACACUUUGGUGGUAUUGUCAGCUGAUGGAAAUCGCAGCUUAGAACCGUAGCUCUCUACCAGAGUUAUAAUUUUAAAAGCACCAGGACAGCUGUCAAAUUCUGGGAGAAUAUCUGUAAGUAUAAACCACCAAGAUAUGCUAUGGCAGACCCUUGGGAUGUGGGAAAGCGAUUUAAAUUUUUUUUUUUUUUGGUGGCAAAAGUUAGUCUGUCCUGACAGAACUGCUAGAUCCAUCAAGCUGAAGCCCCUCUAAAUGACUAUAACUUUUUACAAGAGAUAACAAACACAUUUGAAUGAAACUUUUUAACAUUUUAAAACCCCACGAGGAGAAUAUGCAUGACAAGAAACUUGAUGAAUGUCUCAUGGAUAGCUAUUCCCUGUGUCAAACGCCAAGCAAAAAUUAAUGUGCUGUUACUGAAGAAUAUUCAGCUCAAGACCCAGAGAACUCUGCAGGAUCAUACUUGCCGAGAAGCUACAAAAUCGCUUCUCUCAAGAAACCGCAACUGAACUCCAGCCGACGGAGGUGAUACUUUCUCCCAACGGAAAAGGAACUCUGAAUGCAAACACAAAGAGAAAAGAGUAAGCAAUACUUCCAUGCUCCUGAAGCACCCCUGCAAAACCGAACAUGACGGGCAGCGCAGCUAUUCCAUAACUUCCCCCAUAAUCCUCUGUUUGCUGCUAAAAUAUGGAACAUCGCUGUAUUUGGAGUCAAAGCGUAUUUCCAAGGUUUCAGGCUGGAGUUUUCUUGCCCUGCCUGGAGAUGCCAAGGAUGGAACUCAGGACCUUUUGUCUGAACAUGCAAGUACUCCUCCAUUAAGUUACAGCCCCUGCCCACUUCCUCGGUUUCCUUUUACCACUUCACAUGGAUGGAUGUUAUUUAUACUAACUGUCUUCCUUACGAAAGGAGUGCCAUCUGUGCCCCAGAAAUCUGCAGCCCCUCAGAUUCCUUACCAGGAGUAAUUUAUUGUGUUGGGGAGCAGUUAUGAAUGUUAAACUCUUUCAAGGAGUUGCUUUGGGAAGAGGUUUGUGCCUACAUGCUUCUAAGCGCCCUCCUUGCUCGAGAGCCAAAAUGCUAAACUUUUGGAGCCAGUUCAUGCAACACGGCAUGUUAUCACGGGCCACUUAACUCGUGGCCAGCUAUGCUGCGUGCGGGGCAUGUGCCACCAGCAUCUUGAAUUUUCAGCCUGCAAGUGGGGGUUGCUGUGUGUCAUGUGAAUCCAGCCACCGUGAGUUAUUUGAACCUUAAAUAAUCCAUAUGUUAGAAGGUGGGUGGAGCGUGAGUCGUUUAACCUUCAGUUCAUCUAUGGUGGCUGGGUUUGCACAUCACAACCCCUGGUUCCCUCUGAUAGGAGGCAGCAUCUUCAGAAGGUGCAUGGAACCCAGGCACGCGAGUGCUAAUUGUGGGUUAAUUAACCCAUGGUAAGCUCCCUGGUUGUGUGAACCAGCCCUUCACCUGCAGGCGUUUGGAUCAGCCAUCAAACAGUAAACAGUAGCUAAUAUAAGCAGGAAAGAAAACCUGAUUUGGAAUUCGGAUAUAUUCAACACAAAUGGAUGUUUCAAGUCUAUUGGACACUGCAGUGACCACCAAGGGAGAAGUUGGCUCUCGGUGCUACAAUGCAAAAAAAAAAAAAUGCUGCAAUAAGGUCGAUCUCACAGGCAUCCCUCAUUUGGCUGGGAGUUCCAGCUCGUAUAAAUUUUGCUCUUGAAAAAUCUCUAACGAUUGUGGAUAUAUGAGUGUUUUAAAAUUCUAUUCCUGUGAUGUGAGGAGUCAUGGAUGGACAGGAGAGUGGACUUGGAAAGCAGUUACCGUUGCAAAAGGACUCGCAUGUCAAGACUGGAAAGACAAGCCCAGAAAUGGUGCAGUCAGCAUAGCCGGCACUGCUCAUACGAAUGUAUAUAUUCGAAA
Molecule: messenger RNA, 8247 nt
Organism: Varanus komodoensis (Komodo dragon)
Lineage: Eukaryota; Metazoa; Chordata; Lepidosauria; Squamata; Varanidae
Exons: 14
Coding region: 91-6393 (2100 amino acids)
Biological process (GO): regulation of transcription by RNA polymerase II
Molecular function (GO): DNA-binding transcription factor activity, RNA polymerase II-specific; RNA polymerase II cis-regulatory region sequence-specific DNA binding
Source: RefSeq, a predicted model, not a curated record